AUGAACAAUUACACAAAUAGACGGCCCCCAGUCCCCGGCGGCCCCGCUAUUCCUGGCUACGGUGGCGACCAUGGUAACGGCGGGGCAGGGGGUGCUAAGAAUCUCCGGUGGAGGUUCGGUUGCCACCUACGACGACUCGACCUGGCAACAUUUAACGCACGCACACUGAGGACUGACGAGAAGAUCCUGGAGCUGGAAGAAGAGAUAGACAAGUUGCGCUGGAGUAUUAUAGGAUUAUCCGAGGUCCGAAGAGAGGGGGAGGACACGGUGAUUCUCGAAUCCGGCAACUUGUUCUAUCACCGGGAGGGCGACCAUCUGUCCCAAGGAGGUGUCGGAUUUAUCGUCCACAAGUCUCUCGUCAACAACGUUGUACAGAUUGAGAGUGUGUCGACGAGGGUCGCGUACCUGAUACUCAGAAUCACCAAACGGUAUUCGCUGAAGGUCAUACAGGUUUACGCACCAACGUCGGCACAUUCCGAUGAGGAGGUGGAGGAAAUGUAUGAGGAUAUUUCCAAAGCCAUACAUUCCUCCAAAACCCACUACACGGUGUUGAUGGGAGACUUCAACGCAAAACUAGGCACAAGAGAAAGCGGUGAGCUGAAGUUAGGGAAAUUUGGAGUAGGGCAACGGAACCGAAGGGGCCAGCAGCUGGCCGACUUUAUGGAGAAAGAGGGACUCUUUAUGAUGAACUCUUUCUUCCAGAAGCGGCCCCACAGGAAGUGGACCUGGUCGAGCCCCGACGGUUCGACAAAAAAUGAGAUUGACUUCAUUAUGACGACCAGACGCCAACUGUUCAGUGAUGUCUCAGUGAUCGCAAGGGUGAAAACUGGCAGCGAUCACCGAAUGGUUAGAGGCACACUGAACCUAAACGUUAAGUUGGAGAGGUCUCGUCUAAUGAAGUCAACGCUCCGUCCCCCCUCGUGCUCUGAUCCAAAAUCCCGAAAACUUUCAGCUCGAGUUACACAACCGCUUUCAGUGCCUACAAGAUUGCAAUGCAGUGGACGAUAUGAAUGA
This is a messenger RNA of Parnassius apollo (apollo), 1014 nucleotides long. The record is from the annotation of a GenBank genome assembly. NCBI's taxonomy places the organism in Eukaryota, Metazoa, Arthropoda, Insecta, Lepidoptera, Papilionidae.